Messenger RNA from Penicillium chermesinum, 7110 nucleotides. RefSeq names its product putative TOR pathway phosphatidylinositol 3-kinase TorA (gene tor). Bases 1 to 7110 code for a protein of 2369 amino acids. The transcript is spliced from 5 exons. Gene Ontology annotation, molecular function: protein-containing complex binding; protein binding; protein serine/threonine kinase activity. NCBI's taxonomy places the organism in Eukaryota, Fungi, Ascomycota, Eurotiomycetes, Eurotiales, Aspergillaceae. Gene Ontology annotation, biological process: negative regulation of macroautophagy; TOR signaling; protein phosphorylation. The record is from RefSeq and is a predicted model, not a curated record. Gene Ontology annotation, cellular component: nucleus; TORC2 complex; TORC1 complex.
AUGGCGCAAGCAGGUCCUAUGACAGACCUGACACAGCGACUUUUUGUGGACCUCAGGUCCAAGAAUGAGGAUGUCCGCGCUCGAGCUGCCUACGAGCUGUACGACUACGUGCUCUCUGUCUCACGAGAUUGGCCAUCGGAGAAGUUCGUCGAGUUUUACAACGCUGUCAGCCAACGAAUAGCCCAGCUAGUCGUUACCGGGAAUGACGCAAAUGAGAGAAUCGGCGGCCUUCUAGCGCUGGACCGGCUCAUCGACUUUGACGGUGUUGAUGCUGCUCAGAAAACUACCAGAUUCGCUAGCUACCUUCGCAGCGCCCUUCGAAGCAACGAGAAUGUGGUCUUGGUAUAUGCGGCUCGAUCGCUAGGGCGUUUGGCGAAGCCAGGCGGUGCUUUGACUGCGGAAUUAGUGGAGAGCGAGAUUCAGUCAGCUCUGGAAUGGCUUCAGUCGGAGCGCCAGGAGAGCCGACGAUUUGCGGCUGUUCUAGUGAUCCGCGAGCUUGCCAAGGGCUCACCGACGCUGCUGUAUGGCUUCGUACCGCAAAUCUUCGAGCUGGUCUGGGUGGCAUUACGAGAUCCAAAGGUUUUGAUUCGAGAAACUGCUGCGGAGGCCGUGGGAGAGUGUUUUGAGAUUAUCGUGGCACGCGAUGCGCAAGUUCGUCAGUCAUGGUUUGCCCGCAUCUACGAAGAGGCGUUGCUAGGCCUCAAGUCUCACAAUGUCGACUGGACCCAUGGAUCUCUUCUUAUCCUGAAAGAGUUGAUUCUGAAGGGCACCAUGUUCAUGAAUGAACACUAUCGAAACGCCUGCGAGAUCGUACUUCGCCUUAAAGAUCAUCGUGAUGCCAAGAUUCGUACCCAAGUUGUUCUCACUAUUCCUAUUCUUGCAUCCUACGCCCCCACCGACUUCACUGAGAUCUACUUACAUAGAUUCAUGAUCUACCUACAAGCGCAACUCAAACGAGAGAGGGAACGAGAUUCAGCCUUCAUUGCGAUCGGGAAGAUCGCGAAUGCUGUUGGACCGGCUAUUUCUCAGUAUCUGGAUGGUAUAAUCGUCUACAUACGGGAGGGACUAGCCAUGAAAGCGAGAAAUAGAGGAGGUGUUAAAGAGGCUCCUAUGUUUGAGUGUAUCAGCAUGCUCUCACUGGCUGUAGGACAAGCUCUCAGCAAAUACAUGGAGGCAUUGCUCGACCCGAUCUUCGCUUGCGGCCUGAGCCCAGCAUUGACACAAGCUUUGGUUGAUAUGGCACAUUACAUUCCGCCCAUUAAACCUACGAUCCAAGAGAAACUACUCGACAUGCUCAGUAUAAUCCUCUGUGGCACACCAUUCCGGCCACUGGGCUGUCCUGAGAAUCGCCUACCUCCAAUACCUUCCUUUGCGAAGGACUUCGCAAUUCAUGAGCCACAUGCAGAUUCGGAGAUUGCAUUAGCUUUACAUACUCUGGGAAGCUUCGACUUCUCUGGUCAUAUCCUGAAUGAAUUCGUUCGUGAUGUCGCCAUUAAUUAUGUGGAAAACGAUAACCCGGAGAUUCGAAAGGCAUCAGCGCUCACCUGCUGUCAACUCUUUGUCCAUGACCCAAUUAUCAACCAGACCAGUGGCCACUCCAUCCAAGUCGUUGGCGAGGUCAUUGAUAAACUCCUGACAGUCGGCAUUGGGGACCCUGACCCAGAGAUCAGACGGACUGUGCUAUGGUCAUUAGAUGCUAAAUUUGACAAGCAUCUGGCCCGGCCAGAGAACAUCCGAUGCCUGUUCCUUGCCGUCAACGACGAGGUUUUUGAGGUCAGAGAAGCAGCAAUUUGCAUGAUUGGGCGUCUCUCCAGUGUGAACCCCGCUUAUGUAUUUCCACCCUGCGGAAGUUGCUGGUCAACCUUCUCACCGGCCUGGGAUUUGCCAAUACAGCUCGUCAAAAAGAGGGAGACUGCUCAGCUCAUCAGUCUGUUUGUGUCAAAUGCUACGAAGCUGAUAAGAUCAUAUGUGGAUCCUAUGGUGACGGCCCUCCUGCCCAAAGCCACAGAUCCCAAUCCUGGCGUGGCCGCAGUCACGCUCAAGGCAGUUGGUGAACUUGCUAACGUCGGUGGAGCUGAGAUGAGGCGCUACUUGACACAGAUCAUGCCCAUAAUAUUGGAUUCCCUUCAGGACCUAUCUUCUCACACUAAACGAGAAGCCGCAUUGCGAACACUCGGUCAGUUGGCAAGUAACUCAGGCUAUGUGAUUGAGCCAUAUCUCGAAUAUCCUCACCUUAUGGACGUUCUCAUCAACAUCACCAAGACGGAGCCAACGGGGACUCUCAGGAAUGAGACCAUCAAGCUGAUUGGUGUUCUCGGUGCACUUGACCCGUACAAGUACCAACAAAUUAGUGAUGCGGAGCCCGAUGUUCACCACAUCAACGAGAUACAGAAUGUUUCCGAUGUGGCUCUGAUCAUGCAAGGACUGACUCCAUCAAACGAAGAAUACUACCCAACGGUUGUCAUUCACACUUUGUUGCAGAACAUUUUGCGAGAAAAUUCGUUGGUUCAGUAUCACUCAGCCGUGGUCGAUGCUAUUGUGACUAUUUUCAAGACGUUGGGGUUGAAAUGUGUGCCGUUCCUUGGGCAAAUCAUCCCUGGUUUCAUUUCUGUUAUCCGAAGCUCACCCACGAGUCGGUUGGAAUCGUACUUUAACCAACUGGCUAUUCUGGUCAAUAUCGUGCGACAACACAUUCGUGCUUUCUUGCCAGAAAUCAUUAAUGUCAUCCGUGAUUUUUGGGAUGCCUCCUAUCAAAUCUUUAGAAGGAAGUUCCGAAAGUAUCUGGCCGGUCUAGUGCCGUUGAUGCUAGACACACUCGAGAAGGAUUCUACUCCUCGCCGCCAACCAUCCGAGAAGAUCCUCCAUGCGUUUCUUAUUUUCGGUGCAAGCGGAGAGGAAUACAUGCACCUUAUCAUCCCUUCAAUUGUGCGCCUAUUUGACGGGCCCCAGAAUCCACAGAGUAUCCGCAAGUCUGCUAUUGAUAGCUUGACGAAAUUAUCGCGGCAGGUGAAUGUGUCGGAUUUUGCCUCUCUGAUGGUCCAUUCCUUAUCCCGAGUCGUUGCUGGAAGCGAUCGACUUCUUCGCCAGGCUGCAUUAGACUGUAUUUGUGCCCUGAUAUUUCAGCUUGGCCAAGACUUCACUCACUUCACCCAUCUUUUGAACAAGGUGUUGAAACAGCACCAGAUCAGUCACGUCAAUUACCAGAUUCUGGUAACGAAGCUCCAGAAGGGAGAUCCUCUUCCGCAAGAUCUCAACCCGGAAGAGAAUUACGCAUUCCCGACUGAUGAGACAAAUUAUGCUGAGAUUGGCCAAAAGAAGAUGGUCGUGAACCAACAGCACCUCAAGAAUGCCUGGGAUGCUUCUCAAAAAUCCACCAGAGAAGAUUGGCAGGAGUGGAUCCGACGAUUUAGCGUUGAGCUUUUGAAGGAGUCUCCUUCUCCAGCAUUGCGAGCAUGUGCUAGUUUAGCCGGUGUUUAUCAACCGCUGGCUAGGGAUUUGUUCAACGCUGCGUUCGUGUCUUGUUGGACUGAAUUGUACGAUCAGUACCAGGAGGAAUUGGUGCGGUCAAUUGAGAAAGCACUCACAUCUCCAAACAUUUCUCCUGAGAUUCUUCAGGUUCUGCUCAAUCUUGCUGAGUUCAUGGAGCACGAUGACAAGGCUCUUCCCAUCGACAUUCGCACAUUGGGAAAGUACGCCUACAAGUGUCAUGCCUUUGCCAAGGCCCUCCACUACAAGGAGCUUGAAUUUGAGCAGGACCAAAACUCCGGUGCUGUUGAGGCUUUGAUCACCAUCAACAAUCAGCUCCAGCAAUCUGAUGCUGCGAUCGGUAUCCUGCGUAAGGCACAGGCCUACAGAGACGUAGAGCUGAAAGAGACAUGGUUUGAAAAGCUUCAGCGAUGGGAUGAAGCUCUUGCAGCGUACAAACGUCGCGAGAAAACCGACCCAGACUCAUUCGGUAUUACCAUGGGUAAAAUGCGCUGUCUACAUGCCCUUGGCGAAUGGAAGGUUCUGUCAGAUCUUGCUCAAGAGAAAUGGAACCAAGCAUCUCUAGAACAUCGCAGAGCUAUUGCGCCUCUUGCUGCUGCUGCUGCUUGGGGCCGCCGCCAGUGGGAGCUGAUGGAUUCGUAUCUCGGUGUGAUGAAGGAACAGUCCCCUGACCGAUCUUUCUUUGGCGCUAUUCUCGCUAUCCACCGGAACCAGUCCGAGGAGGCAAACAUGUACAUCGAAAAAGCCCGCAAUGGACUCGACACAGAGCUUUCAGCUCUUCUUGGAGAGCCUUACAACCGUGCCUACAACGUUGUUGUACGUGUCCAGAUGCUUGCUGAACUGGAAGAGAUCAUUACCUACAAGCAUAAUAUUGGCGACCCGGAACGGCAAGAGGCUAUGCGCCUGACUUGGAAUAAGCGUUUACUCGGGUGUCAACAGAAUGUUGAGGUAUGGCAGCGCAUGUUCAAGGUUCGCGCCCUCGUAACUGCCCCUCGGGAAAAUCUGGAUAUGUCUAUCAAAUUCGCAAACCUAUGCCGAAAGUCAAAUCGCAUGGGUCUUGCAGAACGGUCUCUCGCAGCCCUGGAGACAGUUGAUCAAACUGGAACGCGUACAAUUGUUCCACCGGAAGUCACCUAUGCUCGGCUGAAGUUCAGCUGGGCGAAUGGCCACCAGCAGGAAUCACUCGACAUGCUGAAAGAAUUUACCUCCGGCCUCAGCGAGGAUCUUGCUAAGUAUAACAGUCUCAUGGUUUCUCAGUCAGAGCACCAGCAUCAUGGGAUGAAUGGCGUCAAUGGUAUGGUCGAGUCCAGCCACCCCGACUUGAUUGGCCUACGUGAACGAAUUGGCGACGUAGCUAAAUUCAAGAAACUGCUCUCCAAGAGUUACCUUCGUCUGGGCGAAUGGCAGACCGCUCUCCAGCGAGGCGAUUGGCGCCCAGAAUACGUCCGCGAAGUGCUCAGUGCAUACUCUGCAGCCACCCAAUACAACCGCGACUCAUACAAGGCUUGGCACUCAUGGGCUCUUGCCAACUUCGAAGUGGUCACGACUAUUGCCAAUCAAGCAAGCCGGGAGGGCAAUCCUGCUCCUGUUCCCGCUCACAUUGUUACGGAACAUGUUAUUCCUGCCCUCCGUGGUUUCCUCCGUUCUAUUGCCUUGUCGUCCACUUCCUCGCUCCAAGAUACCCUUCGGCUAUUGACCUUGUGGUUUACGCAUGGUGCGGAUCAUGAAGUCAAUACCGUUGUCACUGAAGGCUUCACCACUGUGAACAUUGAUACUUGGCUUGCGGUCACACCACAGCUGAUUGCACGAAUCAAUCAGCCCAACGUCAGAGUUCGUGGGUCUGUUCACAGGUUACUUGCUGAGGUCGGCAGGACGCAUCCACAAGCUUUGGUAUACCCGUUGACGGUCGCCAUGAAGUCGAAUGUGACUCGACGCUCCCAAUCUGCUACUAGCAUCAUGGAAAGCAUGCGCCAACACAGUGCCAAGCUCGUAGAACAGGCUGACCUUGUGAGCCACGAAUUGAUUAGGGUCGCUGUGCUGUGGCAUGAGCUCUGGCAUGAAGGUCUCGAGGAAGCUUCUCGUCUCUACUUCGGGGACCAUAACGUGGAGGGCAUGUUUGCAACUCUGGCGCCUCUUCAUGAAAUGUUAGACCAAGGCGCGGAGACUCUUCGCGAAGUGUCAUUCGCACAGGCUUUCGGCCGCGACCUUGCGGAGGCUAAGCACUACUGCAUGCUUUAUCGCCAGACCCAAGAGAUUGGGGAUCUUAACCAAGCCUGGGAUCUCUACUAUACUGUUUUCCGUAAGAUCAGCCGCCAGCUUCCCCAGUUAUCCAUUCUCGACCUCAAAUAUGUGUCACCUCGCCUCAAGGACUGCUCUGAUCUGGAUCUGGCCGUUCCCGGAACUUACCAGAGUGGGCGGCCGAUUAUCCGCAUCAUCAGCUUCGAUCCUAUCCUACAUGUCCUCCAGACCAAGAAGAGGCCACGGCGCAUGACUCUGAAGGCUAGCAAUGGAAGCUCCUACAUGUACGCUCUCAAGGGCCAUGAGGACAUUCGGCAAGAUGAGCGUGUCAUGCAACUAUUCGGGCUGGUCAAUACACUGCUGGACAAUGAUGGUGAAAGCUUCAAGAGACAUUUGUCUGUCCAACGCUUCCCGGCAAUCCCACUGUCCCAGAACUCGGGUAUCAUUGGAUGGGUGUGCAACAGUGACACAUUACAUGCACUUAUCAAGGAAUACCGAGAGAGUCGGCGCAUCUUGCUCAACAUCGAGCAUCGGAUCAUGCUUCAAAUGGCCCCUGAUUACGACAGCCUCACUCUCAUGCAGAAAGUUGAAGUCUUCGGAUAUGCCAUGGACAACACCACCGGCAAGGAUCUCUACCGUGUAUUGUGGCUCAAAAGCAAGAGCUCGGAAGCCUGGCUCGAGCGACGUACAAAUUACACGCGCUCUCUUGGUGUCAUGUCCAUGGUUGGUUACAUUCUUGGAUUGGGUGAUCGUCAUCCUUCGAACUUGUUGCUUGAUCGCGUGACUGGCAGAGUCGUCCAUAUCGAUUUUGGUGAUUGUUUCGAAGUUGCCAUGCACCGAGAAAAGUACCCCGAGCGCGUUCCGUUCCGACUCACUCGCAUGUUGACUUUCGCUAUGGAAGUAAGCAAUAUUGAGGGAAGCUACCGCAUCACCUGUGAGGCUGUCAUGCGUGUACUGAGGGAGAACAAGGACUCUCUGAUGGCUGUUCUGGAAGCCUUUAUUCAUGACCCUCUGAUUAACUGGCGGUUGGGUACCCAAGAGUCGCCUGAUCGGGUUUCCCUCACCGCUGAGCGCCGUCAAUCCAUCAUUGAGGGCAUUAACCUUGAACAUGGCGUGCAGUCUAGCAACUUCUCCCGGAACCGUCGACCAUCCAUCUUGGAAGGUGGAACUCUGGAUAUCCAAGAAGGAGUUCCUCCAGAAGCUCGCGAAGCUCAAAAUGCCCGUGCUCUGCAGGUUCUCGCCCGCGUUAAGGAGAAGCUCACUGGGCGGGACUUCAAGCAUACCGAAGAGCUCAACACUAGCGACCAGGUUGACAAAUUGCUCGCACAAGCUACCAAUGUGGAGAACAUCUGUCAGCACUGGAUCGGAUGGUGUAGCUUCUGGUGA